AUGGAGUAUAACAAACGCAAGUCAUCCCUGGUUGUUAUUGAGUGGAAGGAUGCAACCCAGAGCAAUAACAAAGGAGAGAGCCAAACCAAACCACCCCGUCGAAAAAAGCCUGCAAAUCACAUUCCGCGCCCACAAAACGCAUUCAUCUUAUUUCGAUCCGAGUGUAUUCGACAGAAGAUGAUCCCGAAGUCAGUAGAGAAAGACUAUCGUAAUUUAUCACGCAUAUGCGGGAAGGUGUGGAAACAAAUGUCUGCAGAUGAAAGGGAACCGUGGUUUCGUAUGGCAGACCAGGAGAAGAUCAGUCAUUCAAUUAAAUAUCCGAACUAUAAGUUUCAGCCUAUACCCCGUAAUGUUCGAGUAGCAUUAUUGCCAAGCUUGAAGCCAGGAGAGACGAUUGUCGACUUCGACAGUGACGAACCUGACUUGGACGAGCCUCGCAUGGACAAGCCUUGUAUAGGGAAUAUAUAUAUGGACGACACUUUCAUGAACGACCUUUACAUGCACGAUACUUUCAUGAACGACCUUUACAUGCACGAUACUUUUAUGGACGACCUAUCCAUAGACGACACUUUCAUGGACGAGCUUUGUGACAUGGGCAAGCUUUACAUGGACAAUACUUUCACAGAAGAGCCUUAUACUGAUGAGCCUUGUAUGAGCAAGGUUUACAUCGACGGACCUUGUAUGGGCGAGGUUUACCUGGAUGAGACUUGCGUAGACGAGUCACACAUCAUCAAUGAGCCUUGCGUGUGCGAGCCUUACACCAAUGAACCUUGCGUGGGCGAGCCUUACAUUGACGAACCUUACAUGGGAAAAUCUUACACGGAAGACGAAUUUUCCGCCAUGGACUGGAUAGCCGUUAUGGAAGCAGCUUCUUUGCAGUACUAUCCCGACCUCAUACUUACUACAAUUAUAUAG
Psilocybe cubensis is the source of this 915-nucleotide messenger RNA. RefSeq lists its product as uncharacterized. The record is from RefSeq and is a predicted model, not a curated record. Gene Ontology annotation, cellular component: nucleus. Gene Ontology annotation, molecular function: RNA polymerase II cis-regulatory region sequence-specific DNA binding; DNA-binding transcription factor activity, RNA polymerase II-specific. Gene Ontology annotation, biological process: regulation of transcription by RNA polymerase II. Lineage: Eukaryota; Fungi; Basidiomycota; Agaricomycetes; Agaricales; Agrocybaceae. Bases 1 to 915 code for a protein of 304 amino acids. The transcript is spliced from 2 exons.